Molecule: messenger RNA, 445 nt
Organism: Musca vetustissima
Lineage: Eukaryota; Metazoa; Arthropoda; Insecta; Diptera; Muscidae
Exons: 3
Coding region: 22-441 (139 amino acids)
Source: RefSeq, a predicted model, not a curated record
AAACAAAACAAAAAUUACACAAUGCAACUUAGCCGGAUUCUGUUUAAACCAAGGGCCUCAGAAGUAUUGACAGCCUAUUUGAAACAAUGUAACGAACCACCAUGGACAUCGUAUUUCGUUAAGUUAAAGGAUGUCGAAAAUGAUCAAUGGGGUAGAUCACAUUUUAAUUGGACUCUUGAUACUGGUGCAAAUUAUCAUAUCUUGAGGACAGCAUGUUAUCCCUACUUGAAAUACCACUGUACUAAGCGUGAAAUACAAGACUUAUCGUUGGAAGAUAAAUUCUUUCGAUUUUUGAAAAUUAUUAAUUUGGGUUUACCUAUGUUGUUCUAUGGUCUGGCUGCUAUACGUUUAAUAAGUCACGAGGAAGCUGUACAUUUGCCCAAUGGUGAUACGGUUUCAAUAUACUUUUUGUAUGCUGAGGACAAGGGUUCUAGAUUUUAAAAUA